Eremomyces bilateralis CBS 781.70 is the source of this 4341-nucleotide messenger RNA. RefSeq names its product DUF1709-domain-containing protein. The record is from RefSeq and is a predicted model, not a curated record. NCBI's taxonomy places the organism in Eukaryota, Fungi, Ascomycota, Dothideomycetes, Eremomycetales, Eremomycetaceae. The transcript is spliced from 7 exons. Gene Ontology annotation, molecular function: GTP binding. The coding region runs from base 1 to 4341 and encodes 1446 amino acids.
AUGACACCCCAAUCAUCGCCCGUUAAAUCUCGACCUCUGUCUGAGAUCAGUCCGAUGGAACGUCGUCGCAACUCUCCAAGCUUCAAUCAAGUUACCAAAAAGAUGAUUAUGAAUGGGCGCGAGUCAUCUCCAUUUGAUUCAUCGCCUUUGAAUUCAAGCAACUGUGCAUCGCCUCGAGCGUAUUGGCAGUCUAAAGACACCACCUUCUCGCCCGGCCGGUACGGCAGCGAGAACUCGGUUGAACGCGAGCACUCUCCGUCUCCCAACCGGCGAUCCUCGAUCGAGAAUCUCAAGAAGGCUUCGCGGGUUAAGAACAGCAGCAUGUUUGCGCGCGAGCAAAAGAACGAAUAUGACCCUGCUUCAGUUCCAUACCUCGAGCGACCUCUUGCCGGCAAUCGACCCCUCAGCGUCCAAGUCCAGGGCAACGCCUUCGGUGGACAAGGGCUUACUGGUUUGCGUAGCCAAAACACCCCCGAGGGGUUCAAGGGACAUCGUCGAGGAGAAUCACAUACCAAGAUUCCGCUUCUCAGCCCGACCAAGCUCUCGAAUUCACAGGGCCCAUGGGACUCUGAACCUAGCCCGAGCGCAGCGCGAGGGUCCCCCCAACGCUCAUCCAUGUCCAACAUCUCCCGAUAUGAAAUGCCAAGGACGGCGGAAGACUUGGACAGCAGCAUGGUCUCAGAGGGUGGGUCCCAAAUCAGUUCGUCCACCCCACGCCCAGUCCUCCGUCGCCACGCAAAAAGCGUCACAUUCGACGAGGCGCCACCAAAGGUCAAUGAGUACGAGAUGGCAACACCCGACCCUUCCUCUAUCGCCUCUGGUUCUCGCGAGGGCAGUUACGAUUCAAUGGACGAAUAUGAUGACGAUGAGCCAAGCUUUGAGCGCGGCUCAUCGAUCGAUCAUGAUGAUAGCUUUGACGCGUCCCUUGAAGACACCGAGAAGACUCCGGUGGUGCUUCCCGAGGACUGGCGCGGAAUGUCUCCGGAAGACGCGAGCCUGAGCUACCUGAGCCUCCGCGACCAGUCUCGCACCGACUCCAUUGGUUCCGAUGGCAGCUCGCGUCCUUUGCCCGCGCUUCCAAAUCUAUCUACGCGCUCCUUGCCCUCUCCCCCUCGGGCAGCCGCCAUUUCAAAGUCUGACAUUCUUGGAAUGAAGGAAUCAGCAAUGUCUCUUGAGGACCGUCUGCGGCUCAUGCAUAUUAAGGACACUCAACCAGAAACGUCGACCGCGGACGCUUCGCCAUCUCAUAUCGCCUCAAACGGGCUGGGCAUCAAUAUGAACAACAAUAAGCCUGGUGCUGAUAAACCCGCUGCGGCUGGGAUCCUAAAUCCAGGGGCGUUCAAGAUCCCUCGUAUCUCACGGGAAUCGAUUCUUCGAAAAGUGAAGUCUCGCACCUUCGACACCUAUGAGGACUCAACGGAUGCCUCAUCUCCGCAAUCCAGCCCGGAGCGGCAGCUGACGGACUUGGACCUCGCCAACCUUGAUCCUGAUGUCCCCAUCCCUUCUCGGGAGGCCUCCUCCCAAUUUGACGACGAUGUCCCUGAGAAGAAGUUCGACGAGAGCGCAGACGAAGUGGAUGUCUACAGCAUCCCUGACAUGUACAGCGUUGAGCGGUCUCCUUCUCGUAUGGAUGACUACGAUGACGCACUGGAGGUGGUUGAUGGAGGUUCUCAGCAGCGUGAUGGACCUAUCACUGAAGGCCUCGCGCAGAACGAUGCGUCAGAGCAUACCCCAGACAAAGUGGGCCUCCCGGAGUUCUCCUCCAUGCUGGACGAUGAGGAUUUCAAGACCCGCCUCAGCUCCUUCGUUUCUACUCAACCCGAGGAACCCAUUGCAGCAACCAAGCCUCCGCUGACUGAAACCAAGCCUGAAAUCCAGCGUCCCGUAACGCCUGAGCAGGAGCUUGAUGAGGAUGAAGAGGAUCCCGGCACCCCGGGAUCAAUCAUCCAUCAUCCUCCUACCAUCGUCGAACCGGUUCGAGACUAUUCUCCAUCCGUCCCAGAGCCGAUCGCAACCAUCAAGGCACCAGGCGGCAGGCUGAAGACCCGCGCGUCUGCUACACCUGCUGAUCUGGCGGCGAUGGCACAACAGCGACGGAUCGUGAGCGGUGAGCGUCCGCCUCCCAUUCCCGAGAAGAGCUCAAAGAGGCUGAGCAUGAGUGUGGAGCCUGAAGACACGCAGUCGGAUUCCGGCAUCCGCCGCAGCGCAAGUUUGAAGAAGAAACUUGACAUCCUCAACGUUCCAGUUGCGGGCCUUGGUGAUGAACUCGGUCUUGACAAGGAGUUCGAUCGCCUUCUUGAAGCAUCAAAGGUAGACUUGGCCCUCUCAUCUGGUUCCUCUCUUUAUCCACUUCCAAGUCAAGCUCAAUUUCCACCGCAAUAUCAACAAGAGGCCGAAAGCGGCCUUUGUGGAACUGCGGAGCACCCCUCUGGAUCUACUUUCACGUCUCAACAACCGUCCCUUGCAAAUAGUGCUACAUCACAGUCGUGGAUCAACGCUAAUUUCACACUCCGCAAACAGAAAGGAUACCUCAUGCGCCAAAACACCAAAGUGGUCGUCGCCUCUUCACGCCAGUUUAGUGAUGAAAAGCCGUCCACCGCACCCUCGGAUGGCGACAUCAGUGGCAGCAAACCAUGGACCACGGAGGCCUGGAAUGGUAAGAUGAGGCGCAAGAGCAUUCGCACCACGUCCGGUGGAUCGCCAAAGAAGUCGCUUAACAGCCCUGUUCCACCGCUGCCUGGCCAAGAGAGCGCUGUCUCGGGGGCCCAAGGUUUGGGAAUCGUCAUGGAGGAUAACGCUAUGGACUGCUUCGAUGACGAGACUGGUGAACGUGGUCGUCUCUUCGUCAAGGUUCUUGGCUUGAAAGACCUUGGAAUGCCACUUCCUUCCAAUGAACGCACAAACUUCCAGCUCACCCUUGACAACGGGCUUCACUGUGUGACCACUGCAUGGCUUGAACUUGGCCGCUCUGCUCCAAUCAACCAAGAGUUCGAGCUUGUUGUGUUGAACGACCUAGAAUUCCAACUCACUCUACAAACUAAACUCACUCCGCCGCCACAACCAGCCCAAUCUGCUCGUCCUACUUCACCCACCAAGGGCCAUAAGGCGCAGAAGUCUACCUUCUCUCGUCUCGCAUUCCUUUCAUCCCCCAAGAAGCGCAAGGAUGCCGAACGCAAAGCUGCAGAGGAAGCUGCCGCUGCUCAGCGUGAGUCACAAGCACAAAGGGAAGCGGACGCUCGACGUGCCAUGAGUGCGAAAACCAAUCCAACUGCCUGGGAUCUCAUGCACAAUCUUGUCGCCCAAGAUGGAUCAUUUGCCCGCGCGUACGUCUGUCUCAAGUCGCAUGAGCAAAACUGCUUCGGCCGACCGUUCACGGUUGAUAUCCCUUGCUUCAACGAAUGGGCUGUCGAUGACUCCGAUCCGAAUGUUGAAAACAGCGUCCGAAGCCGACGCGGAGCGUUGGUUCGCAAGCCGCCUUACAAGGUGGCCCACCUUACCCUGCAACUACUCUAUGUGCCCAAACCGAAGGGUGCCAAAGAUGAAGAUAUGCCCAAGAGCAUGAGUGCUUGCGUGCGUGAGCUGCGUGAUGCCGAAGAGGCAAAGAAGCGGAAUUUUGAGGGAUACCUCAGCCAACAAGGAGGCGACUGCCCGUACUGGCGUCGACGCCUUUUCCGCCUCCAUGGUCACAACCUGACAGCUUACCAUGAGACCACCCAUCAACCUCGUGCCACCAUCAACCUUGCCAAAGCCAGGAAACUUAUCGAUGACCGUUCUUCGCUCAUCAACCCCGACACGGCCGCACCUGGCAAGAAGGGUCGUCGCAAGUCUGCAUUCGCCGAGGAAGAAGAGGGAUACAUGUUUGUCGAAGACGGCUUCCGCAUCCGCUUUGGGAACGGUGAAGUCAUUGACUUUUAUGCGGAUAAGAGUGAAGACAAGACUGCCUGGAUGCAAGUCUUGUCCGAAGUCAUUGGCAAGGAUACGGCUUCAGGCCAGAAGGGAUGGACGGAGAUGAUUCUCCAAAAGGAGCGACAGGAGCGAAAGGCCGGCGUUCCACCUCGGCCAUCGUCCGAGGGCAACGAUCAAGCCAGCCGUGCGCCGUUUUCUCAGCCGCGACAUGCUGCCCAUCAGUCCAUGGAUUCCGGUCCGAGGAUGCGGCCGCAGAUGAAUGUCCACAGUACCAAGAGCGUCCCGAGCAGCCCGGUGAAGGGUCAAGUGCCAGUGCACAUGCAGACGAACGCGAGCCCCACGAAACCUCAUCAUGGGCGAACGAGGUCGCAGAUUCCCGACGCGGCGAGCGCGAUGGAGCAGCGACGGAAGAAGGUCCGUUCAAUGAUCUUCUGA